AAGAAAGAGAAAGUAUAUUUCAAAAAGUUUCUUUCUUUGAGAGAGAAACCAACCAAGGAAUUCAUUUCAGACAGAACAGAUCAUCACUCUCUUCCCAUGUUUUCUCUUUUUCCUCUUCAAAGUUUCAAUCUUUUUCCCAUUUUAGAUCUACCCUUUUCGGUUCUACGUACGUACAUGUAAAUUUGAAUCGCAAAGUCCAAGCUUUAGUAGCGUUUUAAAAAUGGGGUGGUGAAGGGUGGUGGAGGUUAUAUGAUUCUCUUUUUCUAAGUAUAAACAGAAAGAGAAGGAGAAAAAAAAAGGUUAGAAUCCGAGGAAUGGAGUAGAAGGGGAGGGGGACAAAGCAUAGAGUUAUCGAGAGGUAUAUGGAUUCCGUUUGAACCCAACAGUGACCUUUGUUGUAAAAGAGAAAGAGAGGGAAGUGGAAGUGUGUUGUUGGUUCCUUUUUUCAGGGUUUUUUUUUUUUUUUAAUAAAAGGUAGCCAAAGGGGUUCGCUUUUCAGCAUGCCACUUGGGUUUAAUAAAAGGGAAGGAGCGUCAAGGAAGGCCAGAGACUGAGUGAAAGACAGAGAUAAGAGGAGAAAUAAGAGAGUAGUGGAGGAGGGACCAAAAAAAAAUGCAGGAAACAAAGAAGAAGAAUGGUGGAGCUGGCAAUGAAGAUUCCAAGAAGAAGGAGCGUCAUAUAGUGACGUGGACUCAAGAGGAAGAUGAUAUACUUCGUGAACAAAUCAGUUUACAUGGAACUGAAAACUGGGCUAUCAUUGCCUCAAAAUUCAAGGAUAAAACCACAAGGCAGUGCAGGAGAAGAUGGUACACAUACUUGAAUUCUGAUUUCAAGAAAGGGGGAUGGUCACCAGAGGAAGAUAUGCUCUUAUGUGAGGCUCAAAAGGUAUUUGGCAAUAGAUGGACAGAAAUAGCAAAGGUGGUUUCAGGCAGAACGGAUAACGCUGUUAAAAAUCGGUUCUCCACACUAUGCAAGAAGAGAGCUAAGUAUGAAGCCUUGGCAAAAGAGAACACAACAACAUGUAUAAACGCAAAUAACAAAAGAAUUUUAUUCCAAAAUGGGUUCAAUACAGAGGGAACAACAGAAUGUACUGCUCCUGUUAAGAGAAUGAGGAGAUCCCACAUCUCUGAUGUCAUGGAAAAUUGCGAUUUCGGAGAUAGAGCACAUAAAGUAUCUGGAACAAUAAUCAAUCAGCAGCUAAGGCAUCCAUUUGCUGUUUUGGGUCAAAAUCUCCACAAUGUUAACAAUGUGGUGGUGCAAUCUCAAAUCAACAAUGUUAAGGAGGUCUCUAAUGAUGCAGCUCAGAAUAAUAGAACUCAAGGAACAUUUCUCAAAAAGGAUGAUCCGAAGAUAACUGCUUUGAUGCAGCAAGCAGAGCUACUCAGCUCACUUGCAUUGAAAGUUAACACAGAUAAUACAGAACAGAGUCUGGAAAAUGCUUGGAAGGUUCUCCAAGACUUUUUGAAUCAGAGUAAAGAAAAUGACAUCUUCAGAUAUACAAUCUCUGAUAUUGAUUUUCAACUUGAAGAUUUCAAAGACUUGCUAGAGGAUUUAAGGAGCAGUAACGAGGGAAGUCGACCAUCUUGGAGGCAACCUGAUCUGUAUGAGGCAUCUCCAGCCAGCUCUGAAUACAGUACAGGGUCAACGCUGAUGCCUCAUCUGGCUGGGCAAAAAGGAGAAGAAACUCAAGUUAAGAUACAUGCACUGCACCAGGAUAUACUGUCAAGUCAUAUUGGAGAGCAAAAUUGUGGUAGUGAACAGGAGAAAGGUGCUCUUUCCAGUGCAAACACAGAUCAUGUCGAGAUAAUCCCAUCUUGUGAUGACCAAACAAACAUUGUAGUUGCUUCUACCUCAUCAAGUGCAGACUUCAGUUCCCCAGUCCAAGUCACCCCACUUUUCAGAUCUCUAGCAGCAGGAAUUCCCAGCCCAAAAUUUUCGGAAAGUGAAAGGAACUUCCUACUUAAGACACUUGGAAUGGAGUCCCCUUCUCCUAAUCCAGGAAACAAUCUUUCACAACCACCACCUUGCAAACGAGUCCUCCUCCAUAGUCUAUAACAAACCUCUGAUCAUCUCUUAUACUGAAAACAACAUUGGUCUAUAGUCAAUAUAUCUCAUCAUUCGUUCCCUUGAGCAACAUAGCUCAUGUUGAGUUUUCAUCCAUUUUUUUUCAUCCUAGGAUUGCAGCCAUCUUGGCCUGGAAUUUUACAACAAGGCAUUUAAUGAUCUGCAUUCCCAGCUACUGGCUUAGAAUGUUUUGGUGCAUUCUAGCUCAGACACAUCCAAUAAGAUGUCCUGAGCCCCAUUAAUUUUUCUCUUCUAAUUUCCCUUUUUUCCUACUAGAGAGUACUACCUUAAUACUCACAUUAAAAACAGUGUGUGCUUGUUAGUGUGUGUCAUUCUUUUGUUUGUCAUCUCAUCCGGAGCGGUUUCGGGUAUCUCUUCUUCCAUCCUUCUGAUCCAGUUUUUGUCCUUGAUUUGUGAUUUUGUACAGAACCUUCUAUAUAAAAUCCUUAGAGUGUAAUUAUACAUUGGCAGCUUGCCUACAUAUGAUAAAAGAAACAGAGGAAGAAAAAAAAGUCAUAGUGAAGGAGGAUUAACCACUUGAUUCGAUUCCUAUUUGAUGUUGUCCGGUGUGCAGAGGGUAUAGAAUAAGUUUUUUGUGGUUUUCUAUCCUGAUUUCUAAUGUAAUGAUACUCGAUGUGAUUUGAGUGAAAAUGUGUUUUGGCUUUGGUGUGCAUUAUUA
This is a messenger RNA of Theobroma cacao (cacao), 2743 nucleotides long. Its product is annotated as transcription factor MYB124-like. Gene Ontology annotation, biological process: regulation of DNA-templated transcription. The record is from RefSeq and is a predicted model, not a curated record. Lineage: Eukaryota; Viridiplantae; Streptophyta; Magnoliopsida; Malvales; Malvaceae. Gene Ontology annotation, molecular function: RNA polymerase II cis-regulatory region sequence-specific DNA binding; DNA-binding transcription factor activity, RNA polymerase II-specific. Gene Ontology annotation, cellular component: nucleus.